AAGCUCCGCCCAGGGGUGUAUUCUUGUAAGGUGUGACACACUUUGAAUUGGAUACAAACCGGAGCUGACAGAGAGACACUAUCACUGCUCAUCACCUCAUCAGAGGAGCAAGCGGAUCAUCAGAAGGUCAACUCUUCCACCAGUCCCAGGAUGACGCACCAGUUCCCAGCUCUCUCCGAGGCCCAGAAGAGGGAGCUCCAUGAGACGGCUCUACGCAUAGUUUCUCCAGGGAAGGGCAUCCUGGCUGCAGAUGAGUCUGUGGGCAGCAUGGCCAAGCGGCUGGCCCAGGUUGGGGUGGAGAACACAGAGGAAAACCGCAGGCAGUUCCGUCAGAUCCUCUUCAGUGCGGAUGAUCGCAUCAACAGCUGCAUUGGAGGAGUCAUCUUCUUCCAUGAGACCCUCUACCAGCACUCUGAUAAUGGCGUUCCCUUUGUGAAAAUGAUCAGGGACAGGGGGAUCCUGGUUGGGGUCAAGGUUGACAAAGGUGUCGUUCCUCUGGCGGGAACAUGCGGGGAAACCACCACGCAAGGUCUGGAUGGUUUGGCGGAGCGCUGUGCGCAGUAUAAAAAGGAUGGAGCUGUGUUUGCAAAGUGGCGUUGCGUGCUCAAAAUCAGUGACUCCAAUCCAUCAAAACUGGCAAUCACAGAAAAUGCAAAUGUUCUUGCGCGCUGCUCGAGCAUCUGCCAGCAGAAUGGCAUUGUGCCCGUCAUUGAGCCAGAGAUUUUACCUGAUGGUGAUCACGACCUGAAACGGUGCCAGUACGUCACAGAGAAGGUCCUGGCUGCAGUGUACAAAGCCAUGUCAGACCACCAUGUCUAUCUGGAAGGCUCUCUGCUCAAACCCAACAUGGUCACUCCUGGACACAGCUGCCCCACCAAGUACAGCCCAGAGGAGGUGGCAAUGGCAUCUGUCACCGCCAUGCGCCGCACCGUUCCCCCGGCCGUACCGGGGAUUUGCUUCCUGUCUGGAGGUCAGAGUGAAGAAGAGGCCUCUGUCCACCUGAACGCCAUCAACAACUGCCCUCUGGCCAAGCCCUGGGUCCUGACGUUCUCGUUCGGCCGGGCCCUGCAGGCGUCGGCCCUUAGAGCCUGGAGAGGACACAAGGAGAACGAAAAAACAGCCACGGAGCAGUUUGUUAAGCGAGCAGAGGUGAACAGUUUGGCAUGUCAGGGGAAAUACAGCGGCGGUGAUAACUACGGCGAAGCCGGCCAUCGCAUCUUCGGCUCCUGCCAUGCUUACUGAACAAAGACAUAAUUUUUAAGCUUUAUGUUUUAUUUAUUAUGCUAUAUCCCCAGUCAAUAGUACAGUAGAGACUUAGACUAGAUGAAAUAGGCGAUGUGUGAAUAUGUUGAAUGAAAACAGCUGACUGUUUUAUUGGGAUGUUUAAUGAAGACAAUCAGGAAUGUAAUCAGGACUUCUCAUGUCUGAAGGAAAUGUCUACUUCCUCUGCAUAAUGUGUGUGUAAAGUAAUGCAGUGCUCAAACAGUCAAUUCUUUAAUCCUAUGAGAAUAUUGACCUGAUAGCACGGACUACAGUUUACAUCAAAUGGUGUCAGUUGCUAAUUAUGUGAUCAAACGGAUGAAUCUCUUCAUCCCCUUGUCUGAAAAUCUCUAUUGCUUCUCUGAGUUGAAUGAACCUGCUUUGCUUAGCGUUUAGCACUGGUUGUUCAGAGGUAAAAACAAUAACGCCUGGCAUUAGCUUUGAGCUAACGAGCCCCUGCGCUCCCUGCUGACCUCUGAAUGCAUCAGGCUCUCAGUCAUAGGAAUAUGACUCUGUACAAUAAACAUCAAAUGCAAUAAAAAUGCUUGUCGGUUGAA
Molecule: messenger RNA, 1817 nt
Organism: Poecilia latipinna (sailfin molly)
Lineage: Eukaryota; Metazoa; Chordata; Actinopteri; Cyprinodontiformes; Poeciliidae
Product: fructose-bisphosphate aldolase C-like
Exons: 9
Coding region: 151-1242 (363 amino acids)
Biological process (GO): glycolytic process
Molecular function (GO): fructose-bisphosphate aldolase activity
Source: RefSeq, a predicted model, not a curated record